This is a messenger RNA of Stegodyphus dumicola, 2970 nucleotides long. It is a transcript of the gene Rab14, whose product is annotated as RAS oncogene family member Rab14. Gene Ontology annotation, biological process: defense response to bacterium; Golgi to endosome transport; phagosome maturation. Gene Ontology annotation, cellular component: phagocytic vesicle; trans-Golgi network; recycling endosome. The record is from RefSeq and is a predicted model, not a curated record. Lineage: Eukaryota; Metazoa; Arthropoda; Arachnida; Araneae; Eresidae. Gene Ontology annotation, molecular function: GTPase activity; GTP binding.
GGCAUCGAUUUUGUCUAAAGGGGUGGCCAUCUUGCAGUUGAAAGUUUCGUAUCAUCUGUUAAGGCAGAAAUCUUGUGGAGUAUAUAGACGAAUUUCUUGCUUAUUUUAGAUUCAUCUUGAUUGAUUAUUGUUGCUGGUCCAUUCAAAUCUUUACAAUUAUGUCUGGUGGACCAUACAAUUAUUCUUACAUCUUCAAGUACAUCAUAAUUGGUGAUAUGGGAGUUGGAAAAUCUUGUUUGCUGCAUCAGUUUACUGAAAAGAAAUUUAUGGCUGAUUGUCCCCAUACUAUUGGAGUUGAAUUUGGAACCAGAAUUAUCGAAGUGUGUGGGCAAAAAAUAAAAUUGCAGAUCUGGGAUACAGCUGGACAAGAAAGAUUUCGAGCUGUGACACGUAGUUAUUAUAGAGGAGCAGCAGGAGCUCUUAUGGUAUAUGACAUAACUAGGCGGAGUACUUACAAUCAUCUCAGUAGCUGGCUUACUGAUGCCCGAAAUCUGACAAACCCUAAUACAGUCAUUUUCCUAAUUGGAAAUAAAUGUGAUCUCGAUGCUCAACGUGAUGUUACAUAUGAAGAAGCUAAGCAGUUUGCAGAUGAAAAUGGAUUAAUGUUUGUUGAAGCUAGUGCUAAAACAGGCGAAAAUGUAGAAGAAGCAUUCCUAGAAACAGCCAAAAAAAUAUACCAAAACAUUCAGGAUGGAAGCUUGGAUCUAAAUGCUGCUGAAUCUGGAGUUCAGCAUAAACCAACAGCUCCAAGAAAUAAUCUCAGCAAUGAUCAGCAACUCAACAAAGAUGGAUGUGCGUGUUAACUGUCUUCUAGUGUUUGGCAUAAGGUAUCAAGCAUUCUUGAGGACUAUUGAUUUGAUAAUUUUAUGUGCCGCAGCUGCAGUUUCGUAGCACUGGCGGUCUCAACAAAUAUUCUUGAUACCGUCAUUGCAGCUAUAGUUUUUUCAGAUUGAAUGGGAAAAAUGGAACAUCUCGCAUGGCACAAUAGAUUUGUGAUCAGGAGAAACUUCUGCCGAACAAUUAUUAUAAAAUUUAGAUGAGUCUGCACUCAUUCUCCCAGUUAGAUUUAUGUUAUUUUCCCUCAAUUCUAUCUGUAGGACUUUCUUCAAAAACUUUUCACUUUUCUACACUGUUGUAUAAAUAUGAUUGCAAAAUCUGGAGUGAUAUUUUGUCAGUUACAUACUUUAUUUUUUUUUAAUACGGUAUGUCAAUAAAAUUGUAUUGUGCAGAAAAAUUACCAAUUGUGUUAUCAGUACUGUAAAUUCCAAAAGUUUAAAACUAUUUGUUGAUUUUUGUAAUCUACUUUUGUAUAUCUUUGUAGCUAUCAUGUUUAAAUAUUUAAGUAAAUUUUGUGCCUUUUUAAUAAUUCAGCAAUUAGAAUGUAAAAAACUUUCCUCUUUAUUCUUUUAGAUACCUAAAUUUAAAAUUUUAUUAUUAUAGUUUUUGCCAACAAAUUUGUAUAGCAUAAUAUAGAGGUUGCACCAUAUUUUGCAAUUCUUAAUACAAAUCUACGAGUCAGCUGUGCUUUAUUUCCUUUGAUCUAAUUAUGUCGGGACCACUGUCGUAAUUUUAUUUUUUUAAUAGAAAAACUGUUUUUAAUUGAAUUGAUUUAACUUAUCCAUGCAUAGGUACAAGAGAGAAAUUUAUAAAAUUUUUGUAUUGUAAAGAUUUUGAAAAUUAGCUAUAAAAAAUUCAUCUUUAAAAUGAAUUUUAUUGCAUUUUUUUUAAAUGCAAUUUCCGUUUCUUAUAGUUUUAACUCUUAGCAAGCUUUUAGUUUAGAUGUAUUGCAUAUUUCUAAAUCUAAAGAUCUAAAGAAUAUUUAAGUAUUAAUUUAGUUUCAUCUCUUGAACUGAUACAUGAUAAAAUGGAAACUGAAUAAAAAGCUACAUUCUAGUAAAUGAUGUAGAAGAGUUUCCUUUGCACUUUAUUUCUUUGAGGGUGAUUGUUUUUGCAAUUUACUGCAAAAGUGACAUUUUAUUUUCUUCAGAAAUUAACUAGUUCCGUACUAAAUGCAUGCAGAAAGCUGACUCUGUAUGCAAAAUCGGGAAAAACUGCAGUUAAAAAUGAUCUUUUAGAAGUUUCCUCGAGAACUUUUUGUGUCCUGUAUAAAGUGCAGUUGUGUGUCUCUUUGUACAAAAUGAAGUGGGAUGUUUAAAUGUAUAGUUAUUGUCAUUGUAGUUAUACUGGCAAGAAACUGUUAUUGGUCCAAUCUUAUAUUUAUUCCAUGUUGCCAAGUUAAGAAUUAUGUUAGUAAUUACCAAAUAGUGUUUUAUCAUAAUAAAUAAGGUUUUAUUUGCUAUUAAAUUAUGCUUAUUUAUUUUGUAUAUUAGUGUCAAAAACAAAACUGCAGUGAAUUUUAUUGCAUGUAUGUGUGAAGUUUUUGAGGUAUUUACUAAGUAUUUCAUAUACUAAACCUGUGAGAUUUUUUAUUCAUUCCCUCAUUUCAGUGAAGCAAAAUAAGUGAUAAAUUUAUGCACAACAUUUAUUUUUAAUGAUUUGGAAGAGGAAUACAUAUAUUAAUUUUUAAAUUUAAGAACUGAAUUAUGAUAGACAGAAUUAAUGAACUAUUAUAGGCAUAUUUUAUAGUGUUGUGCAAGUUGUUUCUUUCUGUAUUAUAAUGCUUCAUGCUCUUCCAGGUUUUGCAGCUACCAUUAUAAUGAAAUCCAAUGUUCUCUUUUUAACAUUAAUGUGUGUAGUAUAUGUUAUGUAUAUGAACUGAAGUCACCAAGUUUUGUUAAUCGAAUUAGCAAAAUAGUGAAGGAAAAAUAUUUCCAUUAUUAGAUAUUUUCAGAUUGUAUAUAUUUGUCAUGCUUCGUUAUUUCCGUGUUAUUGUUGCCUUCCCAUUUAUAUUACUGUUGCAUGAAAAUGGGUUUCAUUAUAAUGGAGGCAAACACUAAUAACUUUCAUUAGUAUAAAAACAGUUUUGGAAGACUGAAAAUCCUAGAUUUAAAUAAACAUUACUUCUUUACA